GCAGAGGGCGCAGCCUGCACGGCGCACGGCCUGGACCCGUGGGGUCGCCGCGCGGGCCCCAGCCAUGGCGGAAAGCGGCCGGACGCCGCAGGCCCGGGCGCUCCUGCAGCAGUGCCUGCACGCCCGGCUGCAAGUGCGCCCCGCCGAGGGGGACUCCGCGGCCCAGUGGGUGGAGAUUCAGAGAGGAUUAGUGAUCUACGUGUGCUUUUUCAAGGGAGCUGAUAAAGAACUUCUUCCAAAAAUGGUUAAUACUCUGUUAAAUGUGAAAUUAAGUGAAACCGAAAAUGGCAAGCUCGUCUCUAUAUUGGAUCUACCUGGCAACGUUCUUAUCAUUCCUCAAGCCACCCUUGGGGGGAAAGUGAAAGGAAGAAGCAUGCAGUAUCACUCUAACUCUGGGAAAGAAGAAGGGUUAGAACUCUAUUCCCAAUUUGUGAUUCUCUGUGAAAAAGAAUUGGCUGCGAACAGCAAGUGUGCCGAAGCUGGGGUUGUGGUGGAACAUGGCACUUACGGGAACAGGCAGGUGUUAAAGCUGGAUACCAAUGGACCAUUCACUCACCUGAUUGAGUUUUGAGAAAUUAAAAGUUUCUACAGUUGUUUUCUGGUAUGAGGUGAUCUGGACUAUAAUUAGAUUCCCCUUUCCCACCUUCUUCUUGAAUAUGAUAAUCUGAAGCAUUUUUAGACAAGAAAAUCCUGGCUCCCAUCCAUAACUCUGCAACUUGCUAAUUGAAUGAACUUGCCCACCACUUGUACUCUGGAUCUCAGUCACCUUUCAUUCUGUUUUCCCCUACACUUCGACUUGAAACUUUGAGAAAUGCUUUCUAUUCACUUUAUGGUCAUUGUGAAAAUGUUCUUAGCUGUUAUGUGUUUUGCAAAUGAAGAAUUUUGUGCAAUCAAGAAAAAUAUAUUUCUUAUACCCUCAAAUUUAUGUAGUAUGUAAUAAAAAUAACUAUUAAAAUUAGUUAAAAUCCAGCACAAACCAAUUAUAAUCUUGUCAGUUUUGUUUUACUAUUCAGUUUUCUAUAUUUUUGAAUGAAAGAAUAUGCAAUUUACUAUUCCUUUUAAUACCUAUGAAAAUGUAAUAUAGAAAUGUUACUGUGUAUUAUAAUAUUACUUUCCAAGGGUAUCCAAGUGUUUUUAAAUUAUUUUAAGAAUCUUUAUUUGAUAUAGGAACAAGGUAUGGGGAAUUAAAAGUUGUUUUUAUUUACUAUAUCAAUGGG
Messenger RNA from Eptesicus fuscus (big brown bat), 1217 nucleotides. It is a transcript of the gene DTD2, whose product is annotated as D-aminoacyl-tRNA deacylase 2. The transcript has 3 exons. Gene Ontology annotation, cellular component: cytoplasm. Gene Ontology annotation, molecular function: D-tyrosyl-tRNA(Tyr) deacylase activity. Lineage: Eukaryota; Metazoa; Chordata; Mammalia; Chiroptera; Vespertilionidae. Gene Ontology annotation, biological process: tRNA metabolic process. The record is from RefSeq and is a predicted model, not a curated record. Bases 65 to 571 code for a protein of 168 amino acids.